CGGGCACUAUUGGGCGUUACGCAGCAGCAGGGGCGGGGCUGGUUGCCAGGACGACGCCUGCCAACAUGGCCGCUGUGUCCUCAUCGGAUUCCGACGGCUGCGGAGCUGAGAGCAAUGAGGCCAAUUCGAAAUGGUUGGAUGCGCAUUACGACCCAAUGGCCAACAUCCACACCUUUUCUGCCUGCCUAGCGCUGGCAGAUUUGCAUGGGGAUGGGGAAUACAAGCUGGUGGUAGGGGACCUUGGCCCUGGUGGGCAGCAGCCCCGCCUGAAGGUGCUCAAAGGACCACUGGUGAUGACCGAAAGCCCGCUACCUGCUCUGCCAGCUGCGGCCGCCACCUUCUUCAUGGAGCAACAUGAGCCCCGGACCCCAGCUCUGGCACUUGCUUCAGGCCCUUGUGUCUAUGUGUAUAAGAAUCUCAGACCCUACUUCAAGUUCAGCCUGCCCCAAUUGCCUCCAAACCCUCUCGAACAAGACCUUUGGAACCAGGCCAAAGAGGACCAGAUCGAUCCCUUAACCCUGAAGGAGAUGCUGGAGAGCAUCCGCUGCCAUGCUGGCCUCUCUCUUUGCAGGGAGACAGCAGAGGAGCCUUUAUCAGUCCAAUCACUCAGUUUUCUGCAGCUGGAGCUGAGUGAAAUGGAGGCAUUUGUAAACCAACACAAGUCCAAGUCCAUCAAGCGGCAGACAGUCAUCACCACCAUGACCACCUUGAAGAAGAACCUGGCUGACGAGGAUGCUGUGUCUUGCCUGGUGCUGGGCACUGAGAACAAGGAGCUCCUGGUGCUUGACCCCGAGGCCUUCACCAUUUUAGCCAAGAUGAGCCUUCCCAGUGUCCCCGUCUUCCUAGAGGUUUCCGGCCAGUUUGAUGUCGAAUUCCGGCUUGCCGCGGCCUGCCGCAAUGGAAACAUCUAUAUUCUGAGAAGAGACUCCAAGCACCCCAAGUACUGCAUCGAGCUGAGCGCCCAGCCUGUAGGACUUGUCCGAGUACACAAGAUCCUGGUGGUGGGCAGCACCCAAGACAGCCUGCACGGUUUUACCCACAAGGGGAAGAAGCUGUGGACAGUGCAGAUGCCUGCAGCCAUCUUGACCAUGAACCUCCUGGAGCAGCAUUCCCGGGGCCUACAGGCCGUCAUGGCUGGGCUGGCCAAUGGAGAGGUCCGCAUUUAUCGCGACAAGGCCCUGCUCAACGUCAUCCGCACCCCGGAUGCAGUGACCAGCCUUUGCUUUGGCCGCUAUGGGCGGGAGGACAACACCCUCAUCAUGACCACACGAGGCGGCGGACUGAUCAUCAAGAUCCUGAAGCGUACAGCAGUGUUUGUAGAGGGAGGAAGUGAGCUGGGUCCCCCACCAGCCCAGGCCAUGAAACUCAAUGUGCCCCGAAAGACCCGGCUUUAUGUGGAUCAGACACUGCGAGAGCGGGAGGCUGGCACCGCCAUGCACCGGGCCUUCCAGACAGACCUCUACCUGCUGCGCCUGCGGGCUGCCCGCACCUACCUGCAGGCCCUUGAGUCCAGCCUGAGCCCCGUGUCCGCAACAGCCCGGGAGCCACUGAAGCUGCACGCCAUGGUUCAGGGCCUCGGCCCCACCUUUAAGCUCACACUUCACCUGCAGAACACCUCGACAGCCCGUCCUAUCCUGGGGCUGCUGAUCUGCUUCCUGUACAAUGAGGCGCUCUAUGCCCUGCCCCGGGCCUUCUUCAAGGUACCCUUGCUGGUGCCAGGGCUCAGCUACCCUCUGGAGACCUUUGUGGAGAGUCUCAGUAACAAGGGCAUCUCAGACAUCAUCAAGGUGCUAGUCCUUCGAGAAGGCCAAAGCGCACCCCUGCUGAGUGCCCACGUCAACAUGCCCGGGAGCGAGGGGCUGGUGGCCACCUGAGCCCUGGGCUGCUGUGAAAGCCCCUGAGGAAUCAGCCAGGGAGAACUGGGCAGGUUCAGUGGCCCCAGGCCCACUCCUCAUGCAGCAGCACGCUGGGGUGACAGCUUGUCUCCCCUCUCCUAAGCACCCCCUUUCUUACACCCCCACCACUGGGCCUAUAGUAGCAGUUAGUGAGUACCCUAAGCGGCUUGACUCCUCCUUCAGGACCAACCAGGCAUUGGUCCACUGAGCUCCUGCUACGCCCUCCUCCUCCCCAGCCUUUUCAGAAACCACCCGGGCUUGGAACAGAGCUCUGAAGUGGUCAAAGUGAGAUGAGCAGGACAGGCCCAGUCAUUCUCCACUGCCACAUCCCUCAUGCACAUCACUCGUCUCCCGCUGCAGGCCAAGGCCAAAACUGGGCUAGGCCUGGCCAGGGAAAUCAGCAGCUCUUCUUAGAUGAGAUUGUGCCUCCUGUUGCUCCCUGGAGAUCCAGAGGCUAGGCUGCAGCCUGC
Messenger RNA from Cebus imitator (Panamanian white-faced capuchin), 2365 nucleotides. RefSeq names its product Bardet-Biedl syndrome 1 (gene BBS1). Gene Ontology annotation, biological process: protein localization to cilium; non-motile cilium assembly. The transcript is spliced from 17 exons. Gene Ontology annotation, molecular function: patched binding; smoothened binding. NCBI's taxonomy places the organism in Eukaryota, Metazoa, Chordata, Mammalia, Primates, Cebidae. Gene Ontology annotation, cellular component: axoneme; centrosome; BBSome. Bases 66 to 1874 code for a protein of 602 amino acids. The record is from RefSeq and is a predicted model, not a curated record.